Molecule: messenger RNA, 1867 nt
Organism: Prosopis cineraria
Lineage: Eukaryota; Viridiplantae; Streptophyta; Magnoliopsida; Fabales; Fabaceae
Product: serine/threonine-protein kinase PCRK1-like
Exons: 4
Coding region: 208-1563 (451 amino acids)
Biological process (GO): protein phosphorylation
Molecular function (GO): ATP binding; protein kinase activity
Source: RefSeq, a predicted model, not a curated record
ACAGCUUCGAAUUAUUUUUCAAAUGCACGACAAAGAAAAAAAGAAGCAGCUUGCGAUCCACUGCUUUCCCCUGUCUAACGUCAAUGGCCGCCUGGUUUUCAAAUCCAUAAUCAAUGUUCUCGCUAUCGUCCUUCUCUCUUUGUGAGAUACUAGUCAUGCUUUGCUCCCUCCCACGCUCAAUUCCUUGACCCAUUCUCUUCCUCCGCAAUGAAGUGCUUCCAUUUCUCAAACGGAGGAGGAGAUCCCCGUGAAGACGAUGACUCUGUUAUCUCCAAGGCUUCCAAGCUCUCCUGGGCACGCUCUCUCAGUGUUGCUUCUUCUACCUUGGGCUCUAGAAGGUCUGAAUUUGAUUCUGAUUCCAAGGACUUCUCUGAUGCCGUAGAGUUCCAUAAAUUCUUGUCUCGGAGGCGAGCUAAUGAUUUGCGCGUGUUUUCCUUCUCCGAGCUUAAAUUGGCAACUCGUGGGUUCAGCAGAGCUCUUUUGAUCGGAGAGGGAGGGUUUGGUUGUGUCUACAAAGGGGUUGUCAGGGUACCCGGCGCGCAUGCAAAUGACGGUUCACUUUCCGAUAUGGAUGUUGCGAUCAAGCAAUUGAACCGUAAUGGACACCAGGGGCACAGGGAAUGGAUCAAUGAAGUAAACUUGUUGGGUGUAAUCAAGCAUCCAAAUCUCGUGAAGUUACUGGGAUAUUGCGCUGAAGAUGAUGAAAGGGGGAUUCAGCGGCUUCUAGUUUAUGAGCUUAUGUUGAAUAAGAGCUUGGAAGAUCAUCUUUUGGGUCGAGUGCCAUCAACACUCACAUGGAUAGCAAGAUUAAAAAUUGCUCAAGAUGCAGCCCGUGGAUUGGCAUAUCUGCAUGAAGAAAUGGAUUUUCAGCUUAUUUUUCGGGAUUUCAAGACAUCCAACGUCCUGCUGGAUGUGGACUUCAAUGCAAAGCUUUCUGAUUUUGGACUUGCUAGGCAAGGACCCGCAGAAGGAUUUGGCCACGUUUCAACAUCUGUUGUGGGAACUAUUGGUUAUGCUGCACCGGAGUAUGUUCAUACUGGUAAGUUAACUGCUAAGAGUGAUGUUUGGAGCUUUGGUGUAGUUCUUUAUGAACUCAUCACCGGGAGACGAGCUGUCGAGAGAAACCUCCCAAGAAACGAACAAAAGCUCUUGGAAUGGGUAAGACAUUAUGUUUCUGACCCUAGAAAGUUCCAUCUUCUGGUAGACCCACGACUUGAAGGACAAUAUUGCAUUAAAUCAGCUCAAAAACUUGCAACCCUAGCAAACAAGUGUCUUAUGAAGCACCCGAAGUCCCGUCCUAAAAUGAGUGAGGUGGUUGAGAUGCUUGGAUGCAUAAUUAACGAUGCAAUUUCUCAGUUUGAAUGCACUCUUCAAGCUGUUGUGAGUGAAGAAGAAAAAGAAGAGAAGUUAACUGAAGAGGACGCUGAAUCUGGGGCGGCUAAACAAGGGAAUAAUUAUCUGAAGAAGGUCUUGGACUUCAGAGAAAUGAUGAGCUUAAGAAACAAGUCUAUUAGAAGGUUGGAUUGGAAAAAUUGGGCGCCUGGGUUAGUACGAACUUGGUGAUAACCAAUCAUUUAUGCUCCUGGCAACGUUAGGUGAUCGCAUAAAUUCCGGUCAAUGAGAAAUCAACCAUGUCAGGCGCAGAUGUUUCAAUGAACACAUUUCUCCAGUUUUAUAUUUUGUUAUUCUAAAUAGUUGAAUGUACAGAUCAUGAAGCAAGCCCCAUUUUUUUGGUAAUUGGGCUUUCUUGAGUGAACAUGUUUAGGCGUACAUGUCUGGUUCAAUUUUGCAUUGUUUUGUAUCUGUAAUUUCAUGUCAAAUGGAUUUGGAAUUUACAGGGAAUGGUUUAAGAUCAUUUAUAUUCUCA